GGGCGCGCUCACUCAGGGAAGAUCAGAUGAGAUGCGCUCGAGUGUUUCUUUCAUCUUCUUGAAUAACUGCGGUCAUUAAAGCAGCGCCUGAGAUCCAGCGAACGAAAUCAGCAGGAACAAGAUAAUAACCAUGUCACUAUAUCCGUCUCUAGAGGACAUGAAGGUGGACAAGUUCAUGCAGGCACAGAACACCCCCACUGCCAGCCCAUCAAAAGCAUUACCUCUCCCUGAACCUUCCCAGAAUGAGUCGAGCAUCACUUACUAUGAGUCAAAAACUGAAGAGACGGGUUCCUCUGUCAGGUUGUAUCCUGAGCUGAAUGAGUUUAUGGGCUUAAAUCUCAGUGUGGAUGCUCUACAGGCAUUUUCACCUUCAGUCCCAGAACAGACCAGUGGAGCUCUCAGCGUCCACACGACUGGAAUGAGCUGGGCGGCAGCCCCUAUAACAGGAGGUGAUAUUGGGGUGAAGAGGGCUGAGAUUCGGCAGGGUGUGAGGGAGGUGGUUCUGUGCAAAGAUAUGGACGGGAAGAUUGGCCUCCGUUUAAAAGCCAUAGACAAUGGUGUGUUUGUGCAGUUAGUGCAGGCUAACACUGCUGCAGCAUUGGCAGGGCUGCGCUUCGGCGAUCAGAUUCUGCAGAUCAAUGGCAAAUCUUGUGCUGGCUGGAGCAGCGAUCAUGCACAUAAGGUGCUGAAGAACGCCAGUCCGGAGAGGAUCACACUGGCUGUGCGAGACCGGCCUUUGGAGCGAACUGUUACUCUUCACAAGGACAUGAACGGACAGCUCGGCUUUAUAUUUAAGAAGGGCAUAAUCAGCUCAAUAGUGAAAGACAGUUCUGCUGCACGUAAUGGACUCCUCACUGAUCAUCACAUCUGUGAGAUCAAUGGGCAGAACGUCAUUAGACUGAAGGACUCCCAAAUCACAGACAUCCUUAAUUCUAGCGGGGCUGUUGUCACGGUAACGGUGAUGCCAGUGGUUAUCUUCGAACACAUGAUGAAAAGGAUGUCAAGCAGUAUUGUGAAGUCACUAAUGGAUCACUCUAUUCCCGAGGUUUAAGACGUUUCGGAUCGGACUGUACAGACGAGGAUGAUUUGGAUUUUGUUGUGUGAAGUCACAGCUUGGAAGUGUCACAUUUGGUUUGCAGUUGUGUCUGCAGUCCUGUGUGAUUUUGUGCAUGUGUUAGAGAGCUAAUCGGCGAAGAAACACAGCAAGGAGAACUGAAGAGAUUUUAAAGAGAUAUUUGUUUAAAAAUUCUCUUCAAAGGACUUGUUCACCCAAAAAUGAAAAUUCAAAUAACCAUUUACUCAUCCUCAUGUCGUUCCAAAUCCAUAUGAGUUUCUAUCUUCCAUAGAACACAAAAGGAGAUAUUAAGUAGAAUGUUCAAGCUGCUCUUAUCCAUACAAAGCAAGUGAAUGGGGACUGGGGCUAUCAAGCUCCAAUAUGACAUUAAAGCACCUUUAAAGUGCCAUAGAAGUAGUCAGUUUGACUUGUUCCAACAUAUUCCAAGUCUUCUAAAGUCAUACGAUAGCUUUGCGUGAAGAACAGAUCGAAAUCGUUAUUCACUGAAAAUCUUUCCCUAAGCUGCAACUCUCAAAUCUCAUUUACACUUCUGCGUAUUCAUACACUUCUGGUUUGUUGCGAUUGAUUUUGACAUGUGGCUUAUUUCGAUAUACGCGAAUGGAAAUUAGAUUUGACAACUUCGGCAGAGGGGAAGAUUUUCAGUGUAUAACAACUUAAAUGGCUUCAAAAGACUUGGAAUAUAGUGCAUUAGUCGUAUGGACUACUGUUGAGACUUUUAUGAUGCUUUUUAUGGUAAUUUUUUGCAUUAAUUUUCUGCCCAACAUAUUGUAUGUUCCAUUGAGGAAUGAAAGUAUAACAGGUUUGGUAUGGCAUCAUAUUUGUGCCACAAUUCUGCGGGCACCAGAUGAUAUUUACAGAAGGGAUGUCAAUUUAACGCGUUCAUUCAGUGUGAUUAAUUAUGUGAAUAAAAUGCAUUAACACAAUUAAUCAUGCCCCUGGACCAUAAUAAGGAAUAUACAGUACCUUCCAUAUGAGCAAUUCUAGCUUGGAGUACCAUCUGUUUUCUCCAGGGGGCAGUAAGCGAAACUCACUGUAUAGGCAACGUGCAGCUUAUACAGAGAACAAACCACACUUACACAAGAUGAGAACAAGUUCUUGCGUACAAAGCUUGAUGGAGCGCAAAUCCGAAAGCAGGGAUCUCAAGAUGUGUUUUUCUAAGUUUCAAACUUUGUUUAAUUUGACAUAGCGACCUAAAAACUUUAUGUUGACGACGCAACGUUUUUUAUGUUUAUUGCUUUACUUGUGUGCCAAAAUAAUGUAAUAAAUAUUAUUAUCUGUAUUAUUUUUUUUAAAUACAUUAUUUUAUUUAUAAUUUUUUUAAUAUAACUAUUUAUAAUUAUUUAAUCAUUAUAUAUUGAAUCACUGUUAUUUGAGGGGCUUUCUCAGCAAAUAUUUAUGUAUGCGAUUAAUUGCGAUUAAUUUGAUUAAUUAAUCGGCAUACCGUGUAAUUAAUUCGAUUAAAACAUUUAAUCGAUUGGCAGCCCUAAUUUUGAGUGCACAAAAAUAUUCUGUCCGCAGAAGAUUAUAUAUUGAGUGCUCAAGAUUAUAUUUUGAGUGCACAAAAAGUUCUUUUGCAUGCAGUUCAACUCUCUAUCUUCUAUCGUUUGCUCAAAAUGAAUUCAUCUUUGCAAGAAGAUACAUUACAAAACUUAGUUCACACAUGUGCAAAAUACCUUUUUGUGUGCUCAAAAUAUAAUUUUGCGCACUCAAAAUAUCAUCUUGCACACAGAAUUGUGGCACAAAUAUAACGCCAUAGUUUGGAGCGUGAGGGUGAGUAAAUAAUGUCAUCAUUUUCAUUUUUGUGUGAACAAUCCUUUUAAUUCCUCUCCUUCAUCGUUAGAUACUUUGUGUGAAGCCUGAAGCUUAUUUCAAUUUCUCAGUUUUCAAAACGGCUUCAACUAUGCACUGAAGAGAGGUUUCUAUGAACAAACAGUAGAGAAAUAGAUAUUUAAUUAGGUUCAUUUUGAAGGGCUUUACUGCAGAAUAUUGUGUUUGUGGCCCUGUACUCUGAUGCUCUCAGGCUUGUGUUUAGAUGUGCGUGGCCUGUGUGAUUUUGUACAUACAGCACUACAGUAAUUUGCUUUCCCCAAUGAAACUGUUCAUCAUUUAACUUGGUUGAUCUGCAGGUGGCGCAGUCCUACAGCAGUGUGGUAUAUUGCUGUGAAACCUAGAAAUGUUCAUAUAAUACCAGGUUUUUCUUUUUUCUUUAAGGGAUAUUCAGGAAAAGUUGCUAAUUAAUAUUAUAAGAUAGCAUUAUCACAGAAACUAAUUUUGAGCCUCAGUUUGUACAAGUUACAGAAAUGUUACUUACACUUAGUACAAUGCAACACAAGGAGGAAUAUAGAUAGAAGGCAUAUAUGUUUACAUGCAGCUGAAUUCUGUUGGAUUUUACAAAUUUACAUUAUUCUCUUUGGUAAUUGACAGCAUGCCACUCAUUCUUCCUAUAAACAUUAUGUUAACACAGAAUAUUGCUUUGAAGGGAUUAAGAUAUCAUGUUUGAGGGACACAACCAUCUUUUUAACUUAAUAAGAAAUUGUAUAGACAGUUUAAGUCUAACCAUUACAGAUAGAAAUGUUGAUAAAUAUAUGAAUAUCAUAUUGCAUUUUAAUUUACACAGUGCUAUUUCGCCACUCAGUCAGUUUAUGUUAUCAAUGAGAUUUGAAUGUCUUAUCCAAAGAUGUUUGAAGGUUACAGUAUGUGAAAUGUGGUAUUAUGGAAAUUUUAAAUAAAUACGGCACAUCAUCGGU
Myxocyprinus asiaticus (Chinese sucker) is the source of this 3822-nucleotide messenger RNA. RefSeq names its product syntenin-1-like. Gene Ontology annotation, molecular function: protein binding. Gene Ontology annotation, cellular component: plasma membrane; cytoplasm. The record is from RefSeq and is a predicted model, not a curated record. NCBI's taxonomy places the organism in Eukaryota, Metazoa, Chordata, Actinopteri, Cypriniformes, Catostomidae. Bases 131 to 1051 code for a protein of 306 amino acids. The transcript has 9 exons.